AUUUCGUAUAGAUUGGUGUAGAUUGGAUUGGAUUGUAUCGAUAUCACUGGAUAUCACUGCGAGUUUUUAUAAUUUUCCCAUUGCCACGUACAUAUAACGGGUGUGGCAAAUAUAUAGGGUGGGAAUAGUGGAAAAAGCAACAAGAACUCUAACUAUAUUGCUUAUUUUUUAAUUCUAUACUCUAAUCACAAGUACAAUUUAAAUUUGAGACUUUAAUAGUUUUCAGAUUAAAAUGGAGAAAACUAAAACUAUAAUGACAGAGAUGCAAAGUGUUGAAGAUACAUUAAAAGCUUCUCUGCACAGAGUGGAUGGGAUAGAAAAAAAACUGAAAACUAAAUUGCUGACAUUUGAAAAUCGUGAGAGACUAGAACGUGAGUUAGAAGAAGUGAAAGAAGUACUUAAACGGAAUGAGGAACAAUUAAAGAGUUUAAGACAUGAAAACACAAGAACUUUCAUGGUAGCAGCUGCCUUAGUGUUUGCGUGUUUCUUAUUGUUUGGUCUGUAUUCUAUGUUUUUUGGAACAAUUUAAGUGUUAACUUCAAAGUGGGAUUUUAAGGAUUUUUACAAGUGAUCGAUAAUUGACAGGAUAAGUGAUAUUCAUCUGCAUUUUUUAUUAUGGUAGUGUUACAAUUUACAAAUUAACAUAAUAUUGCAUAACACCAUUAUAACUCAUUCAAUCAUUCCAAUUUUGAUCUUCCAUUUUGUAUUAAUACAUUAAAUAUAAGAAUUAAAUAAAAUAAAGUACUUAAAUUUCA
Cephus cinctus (wheat stem sawfly) is the source of this 755-nucleotide messenger RNA. RefSeq names its product coiled-coil domain-containing protein 167-like. NCBI's taxonomy places the organism in Eukaryota, Metazoa, Arthropoda, Insecta, Hymenoptera, Cephidae. The transcript is spliced from 2 exons. The record is from RefSeq and is a predicted model, not a curated record. Bases 233 to 529 code for a protein of 98 amino acids.